Molecule: messenger RNA, 474 nt
Organism: Centruroides sculpturatus (bark scorpion)
Lineage: Eukaryota; Metazoa; Arthropoda; Arachnida; Scorpiones; Buthidae
Product: KRAB-A domain-containing protein 2-like
Exons: 2
Coding region: 1-474 (157 amino acids)
Biological process (GO): DNA integration
Molecular function (GO): nucleic acid binding
Source: RefSeq, a predicted model, not a curated record
AUGAAACAUAGUGCACCUAAAAAAUGUAUUGUUGUGAAACCAAUGGUCAGUUCGGAUUUGAAUUCAAAUCGAUCUGAUAGACCUGCAGUCACACAGGAUAAUGGUAAGGAAUUCAGUAAUCAAGUCAUAUCCAAACUAUGCUCUAUGUGGAAAGAUGUUAAGAUAGUCCACAGAAAGCCUUGUCAUAGUCAAAUACAAGGCUCAGUUGAAAGAGCCAAUCAGGAUAUACAGAAUAUGUUAACUGCAUGGAUGAAUGAUAACAAUACAAAUAAAUGGUCAGAUGGUUUGCCCUUUGUUCAAUUUGCCAAGAACACAAAAUACCAUGAAGGAAUAUGCCAAAGUGCUAAUGAAGCCCUGUUUGAUGUUAAACCAAAAAGAGGAAUAGCAAUGCCAUCUUUUCCUGGCAAGCAAAUCACAAAUAUUGUAAUGGAAGAACAGCUCCAAGAAAUUGUUAAUACUUCAAAGAAAAUUUGA